Molecule: messenger RNA, 894 nt
Organism: Apis dorsata (giant honeybee)
Lineage: Eukaryota; Metazoa; Arthropoda; Insecta; Hymenoptera; Apidae
Gene: Clc
Product: clathrin light chain
Exons: 7
Coding region: 234-863 (209 amino acids)
Biological process (GO): clathrin-dependent endocytosis; clathrin coat assembly; intracellular protein transport
Cellular component (GO): synaptic vesicle membrane; plasma membrane; clathrin coat of coated pit
Molecular function (GO): clathrin heavy chain binding; structural molecule activity
Source: RefSeq, a predicted model, not a curated record
AUACUCAAAUAUUAAAACAUUCUUGAAAAUAUUCUUUAUAAUAUUUAUAAAAAGUUGGUAAUACUGAUUUCUUUUGCUUUUCCAUUACAUUUAAUUGUGCGCAUGUGUGCGUAGUCUAAACUAGUAUUGACGUUGACAAUUUGCAGUUGAUAUUAUAUAGAAAUCUAACGAAAAGAUAGUUGUGGGUGUUUCCUAAGAUAAAAGUUAUACAUUCCGUAUAUUAUUGAGAUAUCAUGGAUGCAUUUGGUGAUAACUUUGUCAAUGAAGAAGUAGAUCCAGUUGCAGAAUUUGUAGCAAGGGAACAGGAUCAAUUGGCAGGAUUAGAGAAUGAAAUUCCAUCAGUUUCUAUGUCUGCUCCUGCGACAGCACCUAAUACAGAUGUUGGUCCAGGUGGUGAUGCUGAAGGCAGUUUUGAGAUAAUAGAUGCUAUUGGACAACUUCCUGAAACACAAGCAUCUUCAAUAAUAGAAACUGUAUCCAAGCCUCUCCCAAUAAAAGAAGAACCUGAGAAAAUACGAAAAUGGAGAGAAGAACAAAAAGCUAGAUUAGAAGAAAAAGAUGCAGAAGAAGAAAAGAAAAAAGAAGAAUGGAGAGAAGCUGCAAGAAAAGAAUUGGAAGAAUGGUAUAAACAUCAUGCAGAAGCAAUUAGUAAAACAAAAACUACGAACAGGGAAUCAGCCAAGAACGCAGAAAAACAAUUUGUAGCAGAAGCUGAUGAAGUGGAACCAGGAACUGAAUGGGAACGUAUUGCUAAACUUUGCGAUUUUAAUCCCAAAUCUUCCCGCACUUCAAAAGAUGUUUCCCGAAUGCGUUCAAUUAUUUUGCAGUUGAAACAAACUCCACCAGCUCCAGUCAGUCUUUGAUUAAAUUAACAACUUGGUAUAAAAAAAAAAA